GUCUAGGGUUUAUCCCUUGCCACUAUCACCCUGCUUGCUCACAAUUUCUUUUCUUUUCCUUUAAUCUAAACAGGCCAUUUGUUGUUUGUUUUUUCACCUUUCAAGCUCUCCGCGCACCUAUUUGAAAUAGAGGAGGAACAAUCGUCGGCAGUGAUGCUGACGCGCGCCGGUGGUCUUUCCUUUUUCUUCGCCAAAACCCCGAUACUUUGCCAUGUCGGCCAUACUCGCCUACGCUCACUUCUCUACGGUUGUUCUCCUCACCAUUUCAAACCCACUACCUACAGUCCCUACAUCAAAGAUCGCAUUUUUAUAAACAAAUCAGCGCAUUUCUCGAAUUUAGCUCUCUCUGCAACCAAUAAAUAUAUUCCUGAAUCAUCAGCAGUAGCAGAAACAAUGUCCAACAAAGCCAGGAAGAAGGCCAGGCGAGAAUCGCCUGAAGGAGUGCUCAGAUUUAAACUAGAUAUGUGUUCGAAGCGCGGUGAUGUUGUGGAAGCUCUUCGCCUUUAUGAUGAGGCUAGGAGUCGAGGGGUUCCGCUUAGCCAGCACCAUUACAACGUUUUAUUGUAUUUGUGCGCUUGUUCAGGGUCGAAUGGGGAUGAGAAUGUGGUGAAUUUGGCGUUGAAGAGAGGUUUUGAGAUUUUUAAGCAAAUGGGUGUUGAUGGGAUUGAGCCUAACGAGGCUACAUUUACGAGUGCGGCGAGGUUGGCCUGUGCGAUGGAGGACCCGGAAAUGGCGUUUAAUUUGGUGAAGCAGAUGAAGAGUUGUGGUAUUCCCCCCAAGUUGAGGUCGUAUGGACCACCACUGUUUGGGUUUUGUAAGAAGGGGGAUGCGGAUAGAGCAUAUGAGGUCGAUGCCCACAUGAAGGAAUCUGGUGUGGUUGCUGAAGAACCUGAGCUCUGUGCUCUCCUUGGGCUUAGUGUGGAGUCGCGGCGGGUGGACCGGGUGUAUGAGAUGAUGCACCGCUUGCGAGCAUCUGUGAGGCAGGUUUCAGAAUCAACUGCUGAGGUUGUUGAACGAUGGUUCAAUUCCGAAGAUGCUGCAGGAGUUGGGGAGGAGAAUUGGGAUGUGGGGAAGGUGAGGGAAGGGGUUGUCAAAGGGGGAGGGGGUUGGCAUGGGCAAGGGUGGCUGGGGAAAGGGGAAUGGAAGGUGGUAAGGACUGAGAUGGAUGAGGCGGGUGUGUGUCAGUCGUGUGGCGAGAAGCUUGUUUGCAUUGAUAUUGAUCCAAGGGAGACUGAGAACUUCGCUAGCUCUUUGACCAAGUUGGCUUGCCAGAGAGAAGUUAAGGCAGAUUUUGUCCAGUUUCAGGAGUGGCUUCAGCGGCAUGGUCCAUUUGAUGCAGUGGUAGAUGGUGCCAAUGUGAGCCUGAUCAAUCAAAAGAGCUUCAGCUUUUUCGAGCUUAACUCUGUUGUAAAUCGCUUACGUCAAAUAAGUCCAUCAAAGCGAUUACCACUUGUUAUCUUGCAUAGAAGUCGUGUAACUGGUGGUCCUGCUCAGAAUCCCAAUAACGAGAAGUUGAUACAGAGUUGGAAAAAAUCUGGUGCACUUUAUGCUACACCUGCUGGUUCAAAUGAUGAUUGGUACUGGUUAUAUGCUGCUGUUAAUUGUAACUGCUUGCUAGUGACAAAUGAUGAGAUGCGAGAUCAUUUGUUCCAGCUGCUUGGAACUAGCUUUUUUCCUAGAUGGAAGGAAAAGCAUCAGAUGAAGUUCUCCAUCUGCCAAUCCUAAAAUCACAUACCUCUAUGGGUGAUGGUGUGUAAAUCACCACUAAACUCGUCAUCCUCAAAGCUGUAGCAAAGCAAUGAGCGAAUACACCCAAUCAGUAGGAUUUGGUGGCCUUGUGGAUAUAAUUGCUCAAGCCUAUGGACCAAAAAUGCUCACUGGCAUUAUCCCUUUUUGAUCAACAGCACUCAGGCAUCCUCCUUGAGCCGCAUUGUAUGACUUUAAUCCCACCUUCCUUGCUGAUGGUCCAUAAUAGUGUUUUCCUUCCUCUUGAUGCAGCCUAUGAGGAGAACCAAAUCAAUCCAAUCACACUACUACGAAAUCUCAGUGAUUCAAUCAUGUCUUAACUCUUGUUUUUCACCUAUUCUUGAAGCUCCCCUAGCUUUAUUGAGCUCAACAUUUCAGAGAUGAAACAGAGCUCUUUCGUCCAGGCAAAAUGUGGUUGGUAAUCACAAUUAAACAAAAUGCUUAAUUGUGUCAUUCUGU
Messenger RNA from Vitis riparia (riverbank grape), 2205 nucleotides. Its product is annotated as proteinaceous RNase P 1, chloroplastic/mitochondrial-like. NCBI's taxonomy places the organism in Eukaryota, Viridiplantae, Streptophyta, Magnoliopsida, Vitales, Vitaceae. Gene Ontology annotation, biological process: tRNA 5'-leader removal. The coding region runs from base 154 to 1725 and encodes 523 amino acids. The record is from RefSeq and is a predicted model, not a curated record. Gene Ontology annotation, molecular function: protein binding; ribonuclease P activity. The transcript has 5 exons.